ACAAUCAAUUACCGUACCAUACCAGUCUAUACCGUGUGAUGAGAAAAACCGGUGUACCGUAAAACAAAAAAACAGGUACACACUAGAUGAACGCACAAACACUCCACAGUCUAUGCAGAUCAGAGUGCGAACACGAGGAAACAAUACACACAUGACACACACCAGACAUUUUUCAAGCCCCAUCCGCCAGAAGCUUUAGAAAAAGUUGUAAAACACGUCACUCAUGAAAUAAAACUAACAGCCAAUAAGCUAAGACAGCCGUCCAGGUCCUGGAAGUUAAGUUGAAAAAUUAAUUUUUCCCUCCUCUGCUGCCCGGAUAUUUACAUCCAUUUCAAGAUGUCCGCCGCGAUUGCUGCGCUUGCCUCGUAUGGUAGUGAUUCGGAACCUGAAUCUGACAACGAGGCCCGAACCGAUGCCGACCCAAACGCUACUGUUCAUCUUCGGCCGCCUGCUGCCGGGGGCAACAUGAAGUUGGUACUCAACUCCGCGCCAGAUGUGGCCGUGAAGGAAGAUGUGGAGACUGGACUGCACCUUGAUCCUUCAGUUAAAGAAGUCAUGUAUAACCCCAACUUUGAAACAAUGUUUUCUCCUGAGUUUGGCCCAAUAAAUCCUUUUAAGACUCAGCAAAUGGCUGCUCAUAGAAACAUGUUGUCUGGUUAUGCAGAACCUGCGCAUGUUAGUGACUUUAUGUUUGAGCAGCAGAGGAGAACAUUUUCUACAUUUGGAUAUGCACUAGAUCCAUCUAUUGAUAACAGUGAACCAGUCUCAACAACUUAUAUUGGUGCCAUAGAAAAAGCAGAAAAGAACAAAGGUCUGACUGUUUUUGAAACAGCAACAAAAAAGACUGAAAAGAGAAGGAAAAUAAAAGGUGGAGAUGCUUCUGACAUUGAUGGUUUUCUGGGACCUUGGGCAAAGUAUAUAGAUGAAAAGGAGGUAGCAAAGCCAUCGGAAGAAGAACAAAAAGAGCUUGAUGAAAUCAAUGCAAAGCGACAAAAAAGAGGUAAACAUGAAGAGGAUGCUCCUGCGGAUGAGAAAACAAUUCUCCAUGUCAAAGAGAUGUAUGACUACCAAGGGAGAUCCUAUCUGCACAUUCCUCAAGAUGUUGGAGUUAAUUUGCGUUCCUCCAAUGUACCAGAAAAGUGCUACCUUCCCAAGAAACAGAUCCACAUUUGGUCUGGUCAUACAAAGGGUGUUAGUGCAAUCAGGCUUUUCCCAGUUUCAGGACAUUUACUGCUAUCCUGCUCAAUGGACUGUAAGAUUAAGCUCUGGGAAGUUUAUAACGAACGAAGGUGUUUACGAACAUUUGUUGGUCAUAGCAAGGCUGUUCGCGACAUCUGUUUUAAUAAUGCAGGCACACAGUUCCUCAGUGCUGCUUAUGACAGAUACUUAAAGCUAUGGGACACAGAAACAGGGCAAUGCAUCUCAAGGUUUACAAACAGAAAGGUACCAUACUGUGUUAAAUUUAAUCCUGAUGAGGACAAGCAAAACCUUCUUGUUGCUGGAAUGUCUGAUAAGAAAAUUGUGCAGUGGGACAUUCGAUCUGGUGAAGUGGUGCAGGAAUAUGAUAGACACCUGGGGGCUGUCAACACCAUUACAUUUGUGGACGAAAAUCGGCGCUUUGUUAGUACGUCAGAUGACAAGAGUCUUCGUGUCUGGGAAUGGGACAUUCCAGUUGAUUUCAAAUACAUUGCAGAGCCAAGUAUGCAUUCCAUGCCUGCAGUGACGCUGUCUCCAAAUGGUAAAUGGUUAGCUUGUCAAUCUAUGGACAAUCAGAUUCUCAUAUUUGGUGCACAGAACAGAUUUCGAUUAAAUAAAAAGAAAAUCUUCAAAGGUCACAUGGUUGCUGGCUAUGCAUGUCAAGUUGAUUUUUCACCAGAUAUGAGUUACGUAGUUUCAGGAGAUGCCGAUGGGAAACUUAACAUUUGGGAUUGGAAAACAACAAAACUUUAUCACCGAAUUAAAGCCCAUGACAAAGUGUGCAUUAGUGCCCUCUGGCAUCCACACGAAACUUCAAAGGUGAUCACUUGUGGCUGGGACGGCCAGAUCAAGCUUUGGGACUAACGGAUUUACUGAACCCGCUUUAUGGACAGCGUGAGGAGCUGGGGUUGGAGUCGGAAAUGCUCUGCCUUUGUUGGUGAAUGUUCACACUCGAUCUAACUAUGACGUGCCAGGGAAAUGCAAGGAGAAAAACUAUGGUGGGCAACCGUUGUAUUUUUUUAAUUAAAAUGCUGAAAAGGAAUUGACCAUUUGUGCUUAGUUAAUUAUGUAUUGCUGUUCAGAUUCAUAUCAUUUCGAUGUUCUCAGUGAGCUUUUUAUUUAUUUAGGAUUCAGGUAUGUAUGGAGCUUUAAAAAAAUGUCAUCAGUUGGAAUUUUCUAAGGAAGUUUGUUCUUGCUUCCUCUUAGCGUUAAGUUAUUGUAUAAGAUUUUAAAAAUGAUUGUGAUAAAUAAAUUGUAAACCAUU
Molecule: messenger RNA, 2461 nt
Organism: Polypterus senegalus (gray bichir)
Lineage: Eukaryota; Metazoa; Chordata; Cladistia; Polypteriformes; Polypteridae
Gene: cdc40
Product: cell division cycle 40 homolog (S. cerevisiae)
Exons: 16
Coding region: 337-2061 (574 amino acids)
Biological process (GO): mRNA splicing, via spliceosome
Cellular component (GO): catalytic step 2 spliceosome
Molecular function (GO): mRNA binding; protein binding
Source: RefSeq, a predicted model, not a curated record